GCGAUCUGUUUUAAGGCACCGUUAACCCGGAAUAAAUGUUUUAAUUAAGCCUCUAAAGCGAAUGGCUCGCAAAACAUUGAUAGCGUACAUAGCGGUUGAUGUAAAUGAGCUAGCUUAGCUGCUUAUUCAACUGAUAAGUUUGAAUGGGGAGUGUAUUGGCUGCUGGGUUCCCCAACCCACCGCCACCGUCCUCCGCUGGUGUGGCUGGACCCGGCUUGACAGUGCCAGCAGGGUAUGGGAUGUCUUCGGUGUCUCCAGUGUCCACCUCGAUUGGGAUGACUUCAGUGCAGCCGCAGGAAGUGAUUGAUCCUCUGCCUAAUCCGGGUGCAUUUGAUGAUUGUCAUCGCAAGUGCAAAGAGGUAUUCCCGAUGCAGAUGGAAGGCGUCAGGUUCGUCAUCAAUAAGGGGCUUAGUAACCACUUCCAGGUGAACCACACCUUGCUGCUGAGCACUUUGGGGGAUUCCAGCUACAGGUUUGGUGCCACAUAUGUUGGACUAAAGCAGACAGGUCCAGGAGAGUUUUUUCCAGUCAUGGUGGGUGACAUGGACAACCUUGGCAGCCUUAAUGCUCAAUUCAUUCAUCAGAUCAGCAAUAGCAUCCGAUCCAAAAUGGCCUUCCAGACGCAGCAACACAAGUUUGUCAACUGGCAGGGCGAUGCAGAGUUUAGAGGGAAAGAUUUUACCGCGACAGUUACAUUUGGAAACCCCGACGUCCUAAUCGGCUCCGGGAUCGUCGUAACACAUUACCUGCAGGCCCUCACGCCUGCUCUUGCUCUGGGAGGGGAGCUGGUGUACCACCGCAGGCCAUCAGAAGAGGGCGCUGUCAUGUCUUUGGUUGGCAGGUACACAGGCACCGACUGCAUCGCCACGCUGAUGCUGGGAUCGGCGGGCGCUCACGCCACCUACUACCACCGCGCGAAUGAGCAGCUACAGCUCGGCGUGGAGUUUGAAGCAAGUUCUCGCAUGCGAGAUACGAGCGUGUCGUUUGGCUACCAGCUUGAUGUGCCCAAAGCCAAUUUACAGUUUAAAGGGUCAGUAGACAGCAACUGGGUGGUCGGUGCGACUCUAGAAAAGAAGUUGCUGCCCCUGCCUCUCUCCUUGGUUCUCUGCUCCUUCCUCAACCAUAACAAGAACAAGUUCCAGUGCGGUUUUGGCGUGACGAUCGGUUAAACAGAUCGGGCAUGCGUUAAAUGACCUCGUAGGAUGGACUCGCUGAUUUUGGAACACACGAAGCAACUAUUUAUCACUUUAAGUUAAUAUUGAUAGCCUCGUGUUUUAAUUAACCAACCAGCCAUUUUGAUAUUUAGUGUUAUUUCCUAUAACUCAUGAGAUAAAUCUAAUGAACAACAUAUGCUCUUUUUUUUUUCUUCUUACUAUGAAGUGAAUGGUAAUGUCAUUUGUUGACGGGAAUUAGUUAUUCCCCUCACUUAGUUUGCCUUUAUGUUGUACACAUGUGGAGCAGUUUAACUGUAUUAUACUUCUUGAAACCUGGCAAAAAAUGAUUUUAUUAAAAAAAA
Molecule: messenger RNA, 1516 nt
Organism: Hippocampus comes (tiger tail seahorse)
Lineage: Eukaryota; Metazoa; Chordata; Actinopteri; Syngnathiformes; Syngnathidae
Gene: tomm40l
Product: translocase of outer mitochondrial membrane 40 homolog, like
Exons: 10
Coding region: 144-1169 (341 amino acids)
Biological process (GO): protein import into mitochondrial matrix
Cellular component (GO): mitochondrial outer membrane
Molecular function (GO): transmembrane protein transporter activity
Source: RefSeq, a predicted model, not a curated record